Messenger RNA from Sorex fumeus (smoky shrew), 2141 nucleotides. RefSeq names its product family with sequence similarity 234 member B (gene FAM234B). The coding region runs from base 112 to 1983 and encodes 623 amino acids. The transcript is spliced from 13 exons. The record is from RefSeq and is a predicted model, not a curated record. NCBI's taxonomy places the organism in Eukaryota, Metazoa, Chordata, Mammalia, Eulipotyphla, Soricidae. Gene Ontology annotation, molecular function: protein binding.
CGGCCGGCGCACGCGCACCCACCGGGGCCCAUCCCACCAGCGCCGGGUCCCGGCCCCGCGCGCAGCCCGUCUACACUGCACGGCGGCGCAGGCGCGCCGGGGGCCUCCGCCAUGGCGACCGUGCUGUCCAGGGCGCUCAAGCUGCCGGGGAAGAAGAGCCCGGACCUCGGGGAGUACGACCCUCUGACGCAGGCCGACAGUGAUGAGAGCGAGGAUGACCUGGUGCUGAACGUGCCUCAGAAGAACGGGGGGCUCAAGAACGGGAAGAGCCCGCUGGGAGAUGCCCCCGAGCCCGACUCGGACGCCGAGGCCGCGGGCCCCGCCAAGCCCCACCCCGCCGAGCCCCCCCCAGAGGGCUUCCCCGCCGAGAACCUGGGCGAGCUGGAGCAGAAGGCUGCCUCGUCCUUCGUGGCCUAUGUGCGCACGUCCGUCUUCCUGCUGACCGUGCUGGUGUCCAUGGUCCUGGUGCUGGUCUGCGCCUUCCUCAUCCCCUGCCCGCCCCGGGACCUGCACAGCACCUGGAGUCGCCGGCUGGGUGCCCAGCGGGGAGGGGACCUGUCUCCGCUGGAACUGGCCGACGUGAACGGGGAUGGCCUGAGAGACGUGCUUCUCUCUUUCGUCACGGCCAGGAACGGCAGCGCUGGCGUGCCCCUAGGCAUCCCGAGGCCCCCCGCGGUGCUCGUGUGCCUGUCGGGGGUGAACGGCAGCACCCUGUGGUCCAGUCUCCUGCCGGAGGAGGCCCGCGACAUCACGUGCUCGGACCCGGGGCCGGGAAGCUCGACUGCAGCCACCUGCCUGGUGACCGGGACGCACAAGCUGCUCAGUGUGUUCAACGCGACGUCAGGGAAACCCAUCUGGACCUUAAACCCCAAACACUUGGCCAACGGCACGCUGGCGGCGCCGGCUGCGGUGUUGCCGGACGUGGAUGAAGAUGGUGUCCGAGACCUGCUGCUUGUGGCCACUGGGGACUCGCAGCCGGAUCUCUGCUUUCUGCUGGUGUCCGGCCGCACCGGGACUCCCGUGGGCCGCCCCGUGAACUACAACAUCAUGGGCGUGGGCAACCUGAUCGGCCCUCAGGUCUACAUCACCGGCAAUGGGGCCGUCUAUGUCCUGUUUGGCUUCGGAAGUAUCCAAGCUGUCGCCCUGCGGGACAUUUUUGUUCAGGCCCAGAAUCGGGACAGCGCGCCGGCCUCGCUGCUGGUGGAGGAGCCAGAGUGGGAGAAGAAGCGGAGAUCCGUCAACCUGUCUGAUCUCAUUGAUGUCUGCAGUGACGGCGUGGAGCUGCUGCAGAUGGUGAAGGCCCCGGAUUCCAACGGCAGCGACCUGCUCAUCACCACCAGACAGGGCCUCACCCUGCUGCACGGGCAGAACCUCACGCCCCACUGGACGCUGCAACUCCAAGGCCUGUUCAGCCAGCCCACACCCGGGUAUUUCACCGAUGACCAGACGCUGGACUUCCUUCUGCAGGUCCAGGAUGGACCGGGGAUGAAAAAGAUGCUGGUGGUGGAUGGGGACUCGGGCUCCGAGGUGUGGAACGCCAGCGUCCCGUGCCACCUGAGGGAGUGCCCCACCACGUCGGCCGUCACGUCAGACCGGAAGUCCGUCUUCCUCUUCUGGGCGCAGGCGCUCCCGGCUGCGGGCACCCCCCCAACGGCCGAGCCACCCGGCCUUUACCACCUCUACCUCCUGCACCCCACGUUCCCCUCGAUCCUCCUGGAUCUGGCCAACGCCACAGGCACCGUGACAGCGUCGAAGGUCGGCAUUAACGACCUCUGGAAAGAUGCCUUUUAUGUCACCAGGAGCACGGGGCCCAACGCCGAAGCCCGCCCGGCGGCCCUGCUGGUCAGCAAACUCAGCCUGCGGUGGGCGCUGAUGGAGGCCCAGGCGGUGGCCUUGCGGGAGGCCGGGUCCAGGGUGGGCCGGGGCGAGCUGCGGCGGUUCCUGUCCAGGAUCAAGUUCGUGGACUCUCCCUACCAGGUCUAAUCCGGUGACAAGACAGAGCUGCGGUAUCUCCUGCUGUCGUGCAGUCUGCCCCGAGGCACGCCAGCAAUGGUGGCAGCUGGGGCCUCGCUUCUUCCUCUGCGUGACCCCGAGCGUUCCCGGGUGGACAGCACCUUCCCCCCAACCCCUGCGCCCACCCC